Molecule: messenger RNA, 541 nt
Organism: Bombus impatiens (common eastern bumble bee)
Lineage: Eukaryota; Metazoa; Arthropoda; Insecta; Hymenoptera; Apidae
Product: zinc transporter 9-like
Exons: 2
Coding region: 16-531 (171 amino acids)
Biological process (GO): transmembrane transport; zinc ion transport
Cellular component (GO): membrane
Molecular function (GO): monoatomic cation transmembrane transporter activity
Source: RefSeq, a predicted model, not a curated record
UAUGGCUAUACAAAUAUGAGAUAUGUAUCUUCUUUAAUAUCUGGAGUUGGUAUCUUUUGUGUUGGAACUGGUCUAUCUAUAUAUCACGGAAUCCACGGCCUUCUGAAUCCUUCGACAAUAGAAUCGUUUUAUUGGGCAUAUUUUAUCCUGGUUGGCUCUAUGGUAUCAGAAGGAGCAACUUUGUUAGUAGCAAUACAAUCAAUAAAAAAAGGUGCAGCAGAAAAACGACAAACAUUUAAGGACUAUGUAUUAGGAGGACAAGAUCCUUCUGUAAACGUCGUACUUAUGGAAGAUUGUGCAGCUGUGCUUGGUCUUGUAUGUGCAGCUACAUGUAUGGGUUUAACAUCCUAUUUGGAAAACCCCAUGUUUGAUGCCAUUGGAUCUCUUUUAGUUGGCGGUCUACUUGGCAGUAUAGCUGGGUUUAUAAUACAUACAAAUGCCACAGCUUUAAUUGGAAGAAGUAUAUCUCAAGAAGAUCUAGAUAAAAUCAAUGCGGAAUUAGAAGCAGAUAUAAUGGUAAUAUUUUUAUGAUUGUAUCGUU